Messenger RNA from Rasamsonia emersonii CBS 393.64, 2778 nucleotides. Its product is annotated as Phosphorylase. The coding region runs from base 1 to 2778 and encodes 925 amino acids. Gene Ontology annotation, molecular function: glycogen phosphorylase activity; pyridoxal phosphate binding. Lineage: Eukaryota; Fungi; Ascomycota; Eurotiomycetes; Eurotiales; Trichocomaceae. Gene Ontology annotation, biological process: glycogen catabolic process. The record is from RefSeq and is a predicted model, not a curated record. Gene Ontology annotation, cellular component: cytoplasm. The transcript is spliced from 6 exons.
AUGUCCUCCAAGCCUCUGUCUCGCGAGCGCAGACCCUCCGUCGGUGCCCCCAUUUCCGACCUCCAAGGGCCCGUGGGACCGGGUUUCAGUCGUCCCAAGCACAAGCGGACCUUCACUGGGUUCGGACCGGCUGAGAUCAACGCAGUCGAGGCCAGUAUUCCGGAACCGCUGAGGGAGGCGUGGCAGAAACAUUCCGCGAAAAGUUUCCAGAACAAGGAAGAAUUCGAGGUAUGCUUACAGCCAAGAGCCGCACAACUAUGCGCUGUUUCUGAUUGUCCCCUGGUCUGGGGUAGCAUGAAUUCAUUCGCCAUGUUGAGACCACCCUGGCGCGCUCGCUCUUCAAUUGCGAUGAGUCGUAUGUCACGCUUUCACCUGUCUUCCGGCGUAAGAAUUGAGACAGAUACUCAAUAUGACAUUCAAUUUAGGGCGGCAUAUGCAGGAACUGCUCUGGCCUUCCGAGACCGGCUGAUUAUUGAAUGGAACAAGACGCAGCAGCGUCAGACAUUUGCAGACCAGAAGCGCGUGUAUUACCUUUCCCUCGAAUUUCUAAUGGGUCGAGCACUCGAUAAUGCCAUGCUGAACGUUGGCUUGAAAGAUGUCGCGCAAGAUGGCUUGUCUGAGCUUGGUUUCCGCGUCGAGGACGUGAUUAAUCAGGAACAUGAUGCGGCCCUUGGGAAUGGCGGGUUGGGACGCCUCGCCGCGUGCUUCCUUGACAGUCUGGCGACUCUGAAUUAUCCAGCCUGGGGUUAUGGCCUGCGCUACCGCUAUGGAAUAUUCAAACAGGAAAUCAUCGAUGGUUACCAGGUCGAGAUCCCCGAUUACUGGCUGGAUUUUAAUCCCUGGGAAUUCCCACGCCACGAUAUCACCGUGGACAUCCAAUUCUACGGCCAUGUCAUCAGAUACCAAGAUGAGUAUGGAAAGACAGUCAACUCCUGGCAGGGCGGCGAAACUGUCCAGGCUGUGGCAUACGAUGUUCCAAUCCCCGGAUAUGGCACAAAGACGACGAACAACCUCCGUUUGUGGUCUAGCAAAGCCACCAGUGGCGAGUUCGAUUUCCAGAAGUUCAAUGCCGGUGACUAUGAAAGUGCUGUUGCGGACCAGCAGCGGGCAGAAACCAUUUCUGCUGUGCUGUAUCCAAAUGAUAAUCUUGAACGGGGCAAGGAGCUCCGUUUGAAACAGCAGUACUUCUGGUGUGCAGCAUCCUUGUACGAUAUUGUGCGCAGGUUCAAGAAGACUAGGCGUGCCUGGAGGGAAUUCCCUGAUCAAGUUGCGAUCCAGCUCAACGAUACUCACCCGACGCUUGCCAUCGUCGAGCUGCAGCGCAUCCUGGUCGACCUAGAAGGUCUUGACUGGGACGAAGCCUGGCACAUCGUCACCCACACCUUCGGCUACACAAACCACACGGUCUUGCCGGAAGCGUUAGAGAAGUGGUCGGUGCCUUUGAUGCAGAAUCUGCUGCCUCGGCAUCUGCAAAUCAUCUAUGAUAUCAAUCUGUUCUUCCUACAGUCCGUCGAAAAGAGAUUCCCAGAGGAUCGAGAUAUGUUGGCCCGCGUCUCGGUGAUCGAAGAGUCGCAUCCGAAGAUGGUUCGAAUGGCACAUCUGGCAAUCAUCGGAUCUCAUAAGGUGAACGGAGUGGCGGAGCUGCAUUCCGACCUGAUCAAGACGACGAUCUUCAAAGACUUUGUUGCCAUAUACGGGCCAGACAAGUUCACCAAUGUCACCAACGGCAUCACUCCGAGACGGUGGCUCCACCAAGCGAAUCCACGAUUGUCGGACCUCAUCGCUUCGAAACUGGGUGGCUUUGAGUUCUUGAAAGAUCUGACUCUGCUCGAUCAGCUGGAAUCCUUUGUCGACGACAAGGCCUUCCGGAGCGAGUGGGCAGAGAUCAAAUAUGCGAACAAGAUUCGCCUUGCCAAACUUAUCAAGGAUACCACCGGAUACAGCGUGAACCCCAGGGCCCUGUUUGAUGUGCAAGUCAAGCGCAUCCACGAGUACAAGCGGCAGCAGCUCAACAUCUUCGGCGUUAUCCAUCGAUACCUGAAGAUCAAAUCGCUGAGCCCGGAAGAGUGUCAGAAAUUGGUUCCCCGGGUAUCGAUUUUUGGAGGCAAGGCGGCGCCGGGGUACUGGAUGGCGAAGACGAUCAUCCAUCUGAUCAACAACGUCGCCGCCGUGAUUAACAAGGACGCCGAUGUGGGCGAUCUGCUCAAGGUCAUCUUUAUUGAGGAUUACAACGUCAGCAAGGCGGAGAUCAUCUGUCCUGCGUCGGACAUCAGUGAACACAUCUCGACUGCCGGCACGGAGGCCAGCGGGACGAGCAACAUGAAGUUUGUUCUCAACGGAGGUCUCAUUAUCGGGACGUGUGACGGUGCCAAUAUCGAAAUCACCCGCGAGAUCGGUGAACAGAACAUCUUCCUCUUCGGUACCCUCGCCGAGGAUGUUGAAGAGAUCCGACACCGCCACCGCUACGACGGCUUCAGGCUAGACGAGAACCUAGCCCGGGUAUUCGAGGAGAUCCAGAAGGGCACAUUCGGCGACGCAGACGAUUUCUCCGCGCUGAUCUCGUCCAUCACGGACCACGGCGACUACUAUCUGGUGUCGGACGACUUCCACUCGUACCUCACGACACAGGAGUUGGUCGACGAGGCGUUCCAGGACCAGGACGAGUGGAUCGCCAAGUCCAUCACGAGCGUGGCGCGCAUGGGCUUCUUCUCCACGGACCGGGUCAUCAACGAGUAUGCCGACAGUAUCUGGAAUGUUGAGCCUCUGCCGGAGGAGUAA